Molecule: messenger RNA, 1185 nt
Organism: Ceratotherium simum simum (southern white rhinoceros)
Lineage: Eukaryota; Metazoa; Chordata; Mammalia; Perissodactyla; Rhinocerotidae
Gene: WDR54
Product: WD repeat domain 54
Molecular function (GO): protein binding
Source: RefSeq, a predicted model, not a curated record
CGUACGUACGUGCGUCGUCUCUAUGGUGGCGGCGGAUUCCGCGGGACCCGAGGACCCUGGAGUCAGGAACUCCGCUGUCUUCUGUUUCCCGCGCGCCUCGUGAUUCGGCAGUCUCUCCCCUAGGAUGUUCCGCCGGGAGAGCUCCAUCCCCCUUCGAUGCUCGGCUGCCGCCCUGUGCAACAACCUCAGUGUGCUGCCACUACCUGUCCGCAACCUCACACAUUUUGGGGUAGUCCAUGGACCCAGCGCCCAGCUUCUCAGCGCUGCUCCUGAGGGUGUGCCCUUGGCCCAGCGCCAGCUCCACGCUAAGGGGGGAGCUGGAGUGAGCCCUCCACUUAUCACCCAGGUGCACUGGUGUGUCCUCCCCUUCAGAGUAUUGCUGGUGCUCACCUCACAUCGAGGAAUACAGAUGUAUGAAUCUGAUGGCUCUGUCAUGGUCUAUUGGCAUGCGCUGGGCUCUGGAGAUGCCUCUCCAGUACAGGCUGUGUUUGCCCGAGGAAUUGCUGCCAGUGGCCACUUCAUCUGUGUGGGAACGUGGUCUGGCCGCGUACUUGUGUUUGACAUCCCAGCCAAGGGUCCCAACGUCGUACUGAGCGAAGAGCUGGCUGGUCACCAGACACCAGUCACAGACAUUGCCACGGAGCUUGCCCAGGGACAGGACUGCAUGGCUGACGUGGUGACGGCAGAUGACUCAGGCUUGCUGUGUGUCUGGCGGUCAGGGCCUGAAUUCAAAUUAUUGACCCAAAUUCCAGGAUUCGGGGUCCCGUGCCCUUCCGUGCAGCUGUGGCAGGGGACUGUGGCAGCAGGCUAUGGGAACGGGCAAGUGCGUCUGUAUGAGGCCAGUACGGGAAUUCUACAUGUCCAGAUCAACGCCCACGCCCGGGCCCUCUGUGCCCUCGACCUGGCUCCUGAGGUGGGCAAGCUACUCUCUGCAGCUGAGGACACCUUUGUACACAUCUGGAAGCUGAGCAGAAGCCCCGAGAGUGGCUCCAUUGAGGUGGAACACUGUCACGGUGAGUGUGUACCCGACACCCAGGUGUGUGGUGCCCGAUUCUGUGAUCCCUCAGGCAGCUCCUUUGCUGUGACUGGCUAUGACCUCGCUGAGAUCCUGAGAUUCAGCAGCGUGUGAGAGAAAAGCAGCCCUCCUUUCCCCCUGUAGUAUUUAUAAAGUACCCCCUCCACCCA